This is a messenger RNA of Hypoxylon fragiforme, 1171 nucleotides long. Its product is annotated as eukaryotic phosphomannomutase. The coding region runs from base 325 to 1137 and encodes 270 amino acids. The transcript has 2 exons. The record is from RefSeq and is a predicted model, not a curated record. Gene Ontology annotation, biological process: protein N-linked glycosylation; mannose metabolic process; GDP-mannose biosynthetic process. Gene Ontology annotation, cellular component: cytosol. Lineage: Eukaryota; Fungi; Ascomycota; Sordariomycetes; Xylariales; Hypoxylaceae. Gene Ontology annotation, molecular function: phosphomannomutase activity.
CAAAUAUGCACCAAGUCAUUAUGCAGUGUUACAGUUGAUCUUCCAGGGGUCCAAAUCUUUUUUAUUAAGUGCUAGCAACCGCCAUAGCACAGUUACUCUACUCACUAUUACGAAGUACUACACCUCCAGGAUCUAGUAACUACAGUCAGUACCUUAAGUAACGACAGAGCUUAAUUUAUUAGAUUGACACGCGUCACUUAUAAUUGUGAAGCUCGACUGACUUUCUUUCUAUUUACAGUUGUCGCUGCACUCGCACUUAUCACAUUAUAUACCAAAAGAAAAUCCAUUUACUUAUUUUUCAACAAUUCCUCCACAAAAAUAAAAAUGGACGCCGGCGCACCCCCAUACCCUCCUCUGGAGGACCGCCCCAUCAAGAACACCAUCGCCCUAUUCGACGUCGACGAGACCCUCACCCCCGCGCGCCGCACCGCGAGCCCCGAGAUGCUGCGGACGCUCGAGCAGCUGCGGCAAAAAGUCGCCAUCGGCUUCGUCGGCGGUUCCAACCUCGUGAAGCAGGAAGAACAACUGGGGGCGGCGGCGAAGCUGCCGGUGACCUCGAUGUUCGACUUCUGCUUCAGCGAGAACGGGCUGACGGCGUACAAGCUCGGCGCCGAGCUGCCGUCCAACAGCUUCAUCAAGUGGAUCGGCGAGGAGCCCUACAAGGAGCUCGUCCGCUGGAUCCUCCACUACGUCGCCGACCUCGACAUCCCCGUCAAGCGCGGCACCUUCGUCGAGUUCCGCAACGGCAUGAUCAAUGUUUCCCCCAUCGGCCGUAAUGCGAGCACCCAGGAGCGCAACGAUUAUGAGGCGUUUGAUAAGCAGCAUAAGAUUCGCGAGACGAUGGUCGCGAAGAUGAGGGAGAAGUUUGGGCAUUUGGGGUUAACCUUCUCCAUCGGCGGCCAGAUCUCCUUCGACGUCUUCCCCACCGGCUGGGACAAGACGUACUGCCUGAAGCACCUCGAGGACGAGGCCAAGAAGCCCGGCGGCAUCGCCUACACCACCGUCCACUUCUUCGGCGACAAGACCUCCCCCGGAGGCAACGACUACGAGAUCUACACCGACCCCCGCACCAUCGGGCACUCCGUCAAGGGGCCCGAGGACUGUCUGAGGCAGAUUCGGGAGACUUUUGGUUUGUGAUGAUGUUGAGCGAAUGGGUUUAAGCUUGGGUGGC